GGGCUUCGUCUACCGCUUCUCCGGUGAAAUCAGCACCAGCCCGGGCGACAUCGUCUCCGUCACCCAAGACGGCAAGGCGCUCGGCCUGUUCGUGCUUCGGCUCGACGGCAAGGUGGACAAGCACACCACGUUGGACGGCGAGCGCCCCCCUCCCGGCCUCCUCCAUCACUCGCCCUCCGGCGACGUGGCUCCCGGCGUCACGGUCACCUCGGAGGCCCUCGGCGGCGUCGUGUUCACGUCCAGCCUGUCGACCGGCCUCGCGCAGCUGUCGCUCAACGACGGCGAGGCCGGGUACCAGCAGGCUCAGGUCGAUAACUACGCGCGGGCCGUCGACGCGUUGCUCUACCGGCACGCCGUGACCACGGUCGAAAUUUCUACUUUCUUCUCCAAGACGAUCAGCAUCGGGCCGCUCGACAUCACGAUCGCGUUCGACACGGAGAAGCUGGAGGGCAGCGUGUCGGCCUCGGUGCUCGGGAUCUCGCUCGGUUCUGCCAAGAUCAGCCCGACCUCGCCCGUGGACCUGAGCAUCAACGUGUACCUGGCCAAGGCGAGCGUCAAGGUGUCGAUCCACGACAACGGUCUGUGGCUGGAGGCGCACGCGAGCACGAUCUUCGACGGGAGCGCGGACUACGGUCCAUCCGAGAUCAUCCACUUCUAGAUAGAGGAUUCGCGACGACUUCCCGGCCUCUGGCUGAGAGGU
This is a messenger RNA of Punctularia strigosozonata HHB-11173 SS5, 700 nucleotides long. RefSeq lists its product as uncharacterized. NCBI's taxonomy places the organism in Eukaryota, Fungi, Basidiomycota, Agaricomycetes, Corticiales, Punctulariaceae. The annotation marks the transcript as partial. The transcript is spliced from 2 exons. The record is from RefSeq and is a predicted model, not a curated record.